Bipolaris zeicola 26-R-13 is the source of this 465-nucleotide messenger RNA. RefSeq lists its product as uncharacterized. Gene Ontology annotation, cellular component: mediator complex. NCBI's taxonomy places the organism in Eukaryota, Fungi, Ascomycota, Dothideomycetes, Pleosporales, Pleosporaceae. The record is from RefSeq and is a predicted model, not a curated record. The coding region runs from base 1 to 465 and encodes 154 amino acids. Gene Ontology annotation, biological process: regulation of transcription by RNA polymerase II. Gene Ontology annotation, molecular function: transcription coregulator activity. The transcript has a single exon.
AUGUCGGCAGCAGCGACGCCCUACGCCCCUGCAUCGGCGCGAGCCUCAGUCCCGCCCACAGGCGCAGCGACGCCGGCCCAUCCACCCCCGGCUUCCGCAACCACACCGGCACCCCCUGCGCCCUCUGCCUUUGACGUCCUGCCCGACCUCCAUAGGCUGCUCAAGCGCAUCCUCGAGACAUCAGCUCAGCCACCAGCCGCUACUCCCACACCCGCGCAGCUUUCGCCAGACGGGCCUCUGGAAAUACAGCAUGUCGCUACGGCUGCAAACGAUGUCCGGCUGAAGAUACAAAAGGCGAGACGCGCCGUCUUGUCGUUGCCAGAUAUCGAUCGCUCGUUGCAGGACCAGGAAGAAGAAAUUGAAGAUCUUGAGGAACGGAUCGCUCAGCUCAAGGCUUCGCUGAGGGAGCUCGGUCAAUCGACUGCUUCAGAGGAUCGAGAUGGGGACCAGAGUAUGACUGGGUGA